Molecule: messenger RNA, 6175 nt
Organism: Pocillopora meandrina
Lineage: Eukaryota; Metazoa; Cnidaria; Anthozoa; Scleractinia; Pocilloporidae
Source: the annotation of a GenBank genome assembly
GUUUGAUUUGUACGAGUGGCUUAUGACUCGCUUGCAAAUAUUUGAUGUCAAGGGUAAUUUAUACGCUACGAAAUCUUGUUAAAACAAUGGCGUCCUUGCUAUGUUUUGUGGGUUUGCUGCUCGUAGGGUUCGCGUCAGCCAAUCUAGAAGGUAAGUUGUUUACAAUUGACCCAAUAUUCAGACGUUUUAUUGUAAAACACCAAUUACGUAUUCGUUAGAGCAUUUUGAUAACAGUAAAUAAAGCAUGUUUCUUCCUUAUUUCCUUUAUUUUACUUUAAUGAAGAAGACACCUAACGCAAAACCACGACUGCAAAGAAUAAGGGAUUUGUAUAUCUUUUCUUUAGAAGUUUCAAAACGACCAAAGAGAGUUGGAAACGUUUUCACUUGCAGUAAUGUUUUGGUUACAGACAUUAUACAAUCUAAGAGAUAAGACCUGCUUUUAUGAGAAAAUUGAUUUCACCAGUUCGCGAAAUAGACGCUUCAUAUGUUAAGAACACAGAAACAGGUCAAAGCGAUUCUAGAUAUGUCACAGUUUAUCAACACCCACUACUUAGACCUUUUUGCUCCAGGAUUUAAUAUCCCAUUAAAUAAGUUAGGUCAUCAGUCACGUAAAGUUUCCAUAAGUUUUGCGGACUGUCAUGAUUAUUCUCAUAUAUUUUGAGUACUCCUUAUUAUUCUCUUCUAGAAUUUUAUUUCUGUGUAAUCUGAGUAAUUGAGCCGUCUAUUUAAAAUAAACGCACAGCAGCAGAGUGAUAUUCUUUAGUUUACCCGUAUGACUACUACUCAUUUUGCACUGUGAGGUGACUCUAAGUUCAAGGAAGAAACUUACGUGUUUAACCACCGGAUUAGUGAGUAACUUGGAGCGAUUAAGAGGUUACUUGAGAGGAAAUAUCCAUUAAGCGUCGAAAGUAAUUCUGCAUUGUUCCACGUUGCUCUCUAGUUUGCAUAGAUUACGUGCGAUAUCCCUUAACCUUUUAACUCCUACAAGUGAUUAGUAACUAUUUUCUCCUAUCAGUACGACCCCUAAAACAAUCACUGAGGUUAUGAGAAUAAAGGAAAUGAUUACCAACUUAAGAGGCUCUUGAUUGUUGAACAAAUUCUCUUCGUCAGUACUAUAGCAAAUGUAUCGAGAACAGUAGGGAGAAAAUAGAUACUACCGAUCAAAUUCAAAAUUAAUCGCAACUUGUCCACUCACAAUUAGCCAUUGUAAUCACUUUCGUCCUGAUUUAAAGACACUUAAAUUGAAAGCGCUUUAAGUGCUACUUAAGAAUCGUCACUCGUAGAUAACGCUCUUUUUUUACGCAAUUUGUUCACAAUUUGACUCUAAGGAGACGAUUCCUAUGCAUACCAUUAAUCCAGAAAAAUACUCACUUCUUUAAUUUCCUUGAAACGUUUGCAGGUCAUCGACAAAGAUUAACAAAACACCAUUCUUCACCUCACAAAAAUCAUCAUUCUGUCCAAAAUACACCCCUUGUCGAGCCAGGCGCUCAGAAAAAUAUAAUUGCGCACAAAACCCCACAGAAAACCACAUUACAGAAACCUCAAGUAAAGCAAUCCGUUCCACUGACUUCUGUAAAUAAACCAGCUGCGCAGAAUGAGGUUAAGGCAGUAGAUUCUAAAGCAGUUGAGGGGACCAGACAAGCAACUGGAAGAGCAAUUUUAUUACAUAAUGCUAAUGGUCAGGGACAUGUUGUCCAAGGUAAAACAGAUUACAAGAAAGCUAUAUUGUAUAUUUGACGGUAUGACACUCAAUCUUCCAGCAUUGAACUCUGAAAACUUAUUCACCCCAAAAAUUACAAAGCUGUGCUGUUUCCAGCCUCGUUGGAGAGUUUCAAAGAAAAACUUUGUAAUUCAAGGGGUAUACAGACUUGCAAAAUUUGUGAUUAUAUAAAAUGCGCACAUACACAGAUUCAUUCCCAUUAAUGGUUUAAAAAUAACCCCCCUCCUUAUCCCUUAUCCUCUAAACCCCUUAGUUGAAUCCCCCAGGGGUAAAUAGCCCCCAUUUUACCAUACAAUGUUAAAGUGAAGAAGAUUCAUCAUUCAAGAAAUUUACUCUCUACUGACCGUAAAGGCUUUGUUCUGAUACAACUUCAAACAUGCUAAAAUGUUGUAUAAAUCUUAUUUAACAGACUCACCCAGUGGGAAAGCUCAAGUGAUUGUUAUCAACUCAGAGGUUGCAGCUGACAAUGGUAUGAUGGCAGAUAACCAGAUAACCGUCCUAUCUGAAUUUUUCUAUACACGAUGCAUUACUGUUAUAUUUCAGGCCAAACCUAGAACGUUGAAUCAUUUUGAAUUUCUCAUAGCAAAGGUAGAAAACUUCUUUUCGUUUUAUAUACAAAGCACCAAUAAUUUAUCUGUAAGACACUUGAAAACAUCUUACAAUAGGCUAACUUAAAAAGAUAAACGAAAUACACGUGUGAUAAAAACCCUUCAAUCGCGACUGAAUCGAACAGCUCUGGAUGGGAUGUUAGUCCACAGUGCUUUUGCAGGUUUUACUGUAAAUACUUCAGGUCUAUGUUAUACUCCUGGGUGGAGUGGGAAGAAGCACUGUGAGAGUGAAGUGUCUUGAUCAUUAACACGCGCCCACGGGUAGAGCCGGUAGCUCUUCAUCCCCAGUCCAUCGCAAGCGCACUAGCCAUCAGCCCUCCAUCUUUGUGUGUCCAGUACGCGUUCAGCGCACUUACAAAUUUUUCCGUGGAUAUCGUGUCUUGUUUACAACGAAUAUAUCAGUUAUCUUACCCUGUUCCUACUAUAAAAUCAUCGACGCUGUAACUCGGUGUUUUUCAGCCAAAAAUUUGGCCAACAAUUCAAACAAGUAUAUUUCGAGUUGUCAACUGAUUUUUGAUAUACUUUGUCUUUCAUUUGGUAAAAGGUGGUAAACUCGAUCCAUUCUCCCAAGAUUGUCUCGAUGCACAUAACAACUAUCGAGCUAAACAUGGAGUCCCCCCUCUUAUGUGGUCACGUGAAUUGGCAGAUGGAGCGCAAAACUGGGCGGAUCAACUGGCGUCCACUGACUCUUUACAACACGAUGAAGUCGCCAUACACAACCGGAAGAUGGGUAAGUUUAUGAAAUGGUUAAGUUGCACAUAUUUAGUGGACUGAUACCGAAAGAGGCUCAUCCCGAUUUCUAAGGGGCGGAUCAGGGAAUUUUUUGAAACAGAGUCUUAUCCAAGAUCACUUCUCGACCAACUCACGUCCGCGCUCCCUUUCCCUAUUUUCACAGCGGUUACAGAAACAAAUUCAUUCAGUUGAGUAUUAUUUUGUAAGGAUAGUGUCAGAGAAUUAAUGGUCUGAUGAAAUAGUGGGAGGAGAAAAGAGGGGGGGCGGGUGCGUCCAGACCCCACGGAACCUCCCUCUAAUGUCUCGCUACAUGUGGUCCUUGUGGAUCGGGCGCCCAUGGAGCUCCUGAGCAACCGAAUAAGCGGAGUUUUCUAUUCUUAGGAGAGAACCUGGCUUAUUUUCAACCAGCCGUUCCGAAAUGCGAAGGUGCCAUGGUUGACAAUUGUGUCAACUGCCGAGAGAUGGUCCAACGGUGGUACGAUGAAGUUAAGAACUAUGAUUUUGAUAAAGGAGGACCUAAGGCAGCCAGCGGUGCUUACAAACACUUUAGUCAGUUGAUUUGGGCUAACACUGCUGAACUCGGAGUUGGAACCGCGGUCAGUAAACGGUAUGGCUUUAUAACAGUGGCACGGUACAGGCCGACGGGAAAUGAUGGCGGGAUUGAGGAGUUCAUAAGAAAUGUUCCUCCAGAAGGAGGUAAUAUGUAUUUAAAGUGUAAGAAUAUCUGAUCAUAAGUACAAAGAAUGCGGCGAAAAUUGUUAAAUUUGAUGAUUUGCUUUAUUUCUCGCGAAGGAUUCCUUUCACUAAAGAAAUUGAAAAAUUUUUCAUUGCGUCUUAGCAUCUCAGAAAAUUUGAAAAUGAUUUAUUCAUGUUUGGAAGGCUGCUGAAUAUCUCGCAAAAAUGAGAAAAAUCCUGCAGCUUUGGAAGUUUCGUAGAUGUUUUUCUAACAUAAACACUCUUGAAAAUACACGAUGGACAUAAUGGUGGUACCUAUCUGAGACCGUCUGAUUCUUAUCUCAAUAUAAAUAACUUUUAUGUGCAAGCCCAGCUUCACAGGGGCUUAAUAAGCCAGGGCAAUUAAGUCUUGUUUGCUAGCUUGCGUCUAUGGACAUAAAACGUCGUGUGGUGUUAUGGUGUCGUGAUCGUCAAAGGUGGGAGGAGAGGGUUAUUCACCUUUGAUUUGCCGUUUUGAAUGCUUUCACGGCACUAUCAGAAAGACGCUCCAAACUUCAUUCGUGUUACUUCUUUGUUUUCCGUGUGAUAACUUAUAUAUGCUGUGUUAUAAAUCUCAGGACCUCUACCGACAUUAUCCGCACCACUCCAAGACAAUACAAAACACGCGGGGGACGAAAAAAUCCCCUCUUCAUCGCAGAAAUCUCCAGUUGUUUCCCAAGCAACAACAAACUCAGUUGCUUCUCAAACAGCAAACAAAGAUUCACCCAAAGCCGACAAGGAGCAGGGCUACGCGCCAACCGUAACAAGCGGGGCUCCAAUUUUGGCUAAAGGAGCCAAACUUGGAGGUCAACUGGCGUCUGUUCAACCAAUAGACAAAGAGCAGCAUCACAAGGGUGGUUUUGUGCACACACUGACAGCCAAUGACGGAACGAAGGCUCAGGUUUACCUUAGCAGAAAUGGAGCCCAUGCGGGCAUAGUAUUCAGAAACGAAAUAUCCAGAGGUAAGCCAAAAAACAAUUAAUUCAGUUACAACUAUAAUCGAAUUUGAUAAGCUCAAUUUUGCAGUUAUUUUAAAUAAAAUUUUUCUCGCGUUGAGUAUAAGUAAUUUAGUCCCAAUUUGUGUAACUUAGAUCAGGAUGACUGAGAGCGUGUGUGCAAUUAUCUUCACAGUUGCAAUGAAUACAAGAAAGUGUUCAUGUUGGGGGGGAGGGGGAGUAGUAGUGCAGUUGUUCAGAUAGUUACAUUGAUCCGAAGUCCGAAUCCAAAUUGCAGACUCCGUGUUACAUUUCCCAGCAAGUUUGUGCAGGUAUUCAGGUCAAAAUUUUGCAAUAAGUGAGUGCACUUUUUCCAGUGGAACGUUUGAGUGUUCAUAUACUCAACAUUUCUGUUCGAUGAGGAGAGGCUGUAAUACAACGGCAAAAGGUGUGAAUUGAGCGCCAUGGUUGAAAAGACAGACCAGAAGUGAAUAAGGAAGCGAAGGAACUGGACCCGAAAAUCUAUCUGAGAGCCUGCGGCAACAGAGGGUUUCAUUUUCAUAAUACUUUAUCUUGAACUCAUACUUACCAUAAUAUAACUUUAUAUAUACAUAUUUUUUUUUGUUUUCCAUAGUGACUUCAGAUGAGGAUACGACAGGAGUGAAAAGGACGAUAAAUGUGCUGUAACAAUUUUGAAAUGUUUUCCAUCAUAAAACUAAUCAACAGGAGUCUGUCUAAAUACCGUAGAAUGACUGGACAGUAGUUUUCAAGGUCGUUUAAAGCUGAUAUUCAAAGCAGUCACUGCUGAUAAACGCAUCGCAUAAAAAGGAAUAGAUAAUGUUCUAAACCUCAGUAAAAUCACGAGAUCUGACGAUUCCCCUUGUAGAUUUUGUACAUUCACUUGUAAAUUUAUUAAUAGAAUAUGAAGUUACAUUGUGUUAUAUAUCCUUGGUAGUAUAGUUUGUUUAGAGUCGUAUGGGAAGGGUCGGGUAAUCUGCAGUUUUCAAACAAACAGAGUCGCACCUAUUGGCGCCGUGAAGGAUUGAGACAAUGCAAUGCCAUCACGAUAAUAACAUUUUAUUUAUUUUCGUUAUUAUACCAGUAUUAUUCAGAAUCUUAAAUUAUGAUUAACUUGAAUUUUAAGGACUCCAAAUACAGUAGCAUGGAUUAAUUAUUCUAUGAAGAAAAGUUAAGUGCAAGGCAGGAAGGCUUGUAUGGGUUUUAAGAGUCCAUAUGGGGAUUUAAAGUACACUGGUACCCAGAAUAUCACAGAAAGCAUAUGACGGUUUGAGUCAAAAGUUCACUCUGAAAAUGUGAUUAAAAUUUCAUUCAGUGCUGCUGCAACUGAAAAACGCUGAAGAAAAUGAUGAUGACCGAGAUAAAUGUGUUAAUUAAAAAAUGGUAGGAGUAAAUAAACCUGAUGAUAGUGGGCGAUAUCUUUCAAAAAAUAAUAAAAUUGAUUCACA